GUGUUUCUGCAAGCAGUACGUGUUUCAAGAAGUAUUAAACGAAAUGUUCAAUUAAAAGCUUCUAGUUUAUGUGCAAUCGUAGAUAGAUUUAGUGCAUGGUAGGAAAAUGCAUGUGUAUCUUACAUUGGUGAUUUCCAUAUCGCUGGAAAAGCCAAUGGAAAUGAAGCACUUCCUUCCUUUCGUUUCGUGUGGUGUGGUGUCUUGUGUGUAUCUCUUUGCAAAAAAAACCCAUCUGUUAGUGCCCUACUUUCCUCAACGCCGAGCAUAAUUAUUCUCCCAUUCACGAAAGUGGCCAUGAGCUUGCUUAAAAAGUGCAUGUGCAGGGCCAAUGCAGCCGUGUGUGAACCUGUUCUUCUGCACGUUUUGGCCAAACUGGUGCUGCUGCUGCUACAAAGUGUUGUUUAGAGCGGAUUUCGUAAAAGUAGCUGAGCCUGCUUUAUGCGCCGUGCCAUGUGUUGGUUUUUUUGUUGUUGUUGUUCUUGUAUCGCGUGUGCCGUAAGUGCAAGUGGAUAAUGUUGCAAGCCAUGGUCAGGCGCCCGAGGCGAAGUUGCAUUAGGCAGCAGAUAAUUAUCUCCUCCUCGGCGGUACUCGUGUACCUACCCACCAAAAUGCCUUAUCCAUGCGAAAUGUUAAAACCCAGACAGACAGCGGUUUCGUGUUUCUCGUCGCACCGGGAUGGAAAGAGCAUGUAGUAGCGCCGCCCUGAACCAAUGAAUUGAAUCCACACACAACCACGGGAACGGUUCUCCCAAUCAUGUGGCCAUGGGUAAUUGAAUAAUCGACUCAAGAUGGCAAAUUACCACACAUUGUAGGGAGGGCAGGCGCGGCAGCAGGCUUCUUCUCCAGCCUUUAACGAGUUUAACUAAUUCACAAAAGGAAAAACGAAACACGACAUUCUGCAGCUGCAACCCGGCAACAUGCGCAUCGUGCUGGAUAAGAGGAAAUGCACACAGAAAGAGAGAAAGAGAGAGAGAGGGAGAUAAGUAGCAUUGCUAACCUCCUGCACAAAUAACUCACUGACAGGACGAAGGAUCGAUAAAACCAUUCAGCUAUCUACGCCCCUGAAGGCCUAAUUAGAAGCACAACACUUCCUGCGGCAUCUAAUUCCAUAGCUUAUCCUUAUCAACAAUCCAAUAGUUCUAAACGAUUUCGAAACAUUCUAUUUAAUGAGGCCAGCGACUUGAUCGCCUUCUUAUCUUUUGGAAGCGACUGCAGGAACAAAACGAAAUAACCAGUUACCACCACCUGUUAGCAGCCGCUGUGCAAGGAGGACCGGCGGCAAACGGUUCUUGUUACGAGCGACGCGCGUGUUCGCGCUGUAAUCCAAUUCCGACUCCGACUCGCCGUUAGGUUAUUUUUAUCGGCAAACGUGCGACACAACACACAGGCGGGUCGGUUCCAUACCAAAUGCGUUGCUUCCUCCAUGCUGGCAACGUUAAGGACACAAAUCCAUUUAUGCGCUGUAUGCGGGGUUUGUCCUCCUUGUCCGUCUCGCGGGGGCCGACGUGAAGUUGAUGGAUUAGAUUUCUUCACACGAUGGUAGCAGCCGAGCUUUUCGCACACCGUUUUGAAGCAAAGAGUGUCGAAAAGCACACCCAACAAAUGCUGUGGUUGUCCAAUUAAAUGAUUACCAUGGCUACGUGUGCCAUUGAACCCUGUGAUUGAUGGCUCGCGGAUGGGAUAAUCGUUCGAGUUGCAUGUUCUUCUAAUGUUGCCUGGCAACAAUUAAAUUCUUCAACCCCAAUCGCUUUUCCCCCCUUUAAUCGUGAAGGAAUUUAACCCGAGCGACGAUGGUGUGCGGCCAGCUGAUGGCCGUGAUUUCAGCACCACACACUAACUGUACAGCCGUAGUGGAAUCGUUCAUUGAAAAGUGAAACGCGACUAGGUGCAUGCGCUUAACUAGCUCGCCGCUCUGUGCGAACCCAGGAACCGGACCUAACUGCCGCAGAACAAGCGCGCGCCACGUAUAACAUCAAAGAUGCAGGAUGGUCUCAUUUCCCGCGCCGGGGCAGCUAUCUGUAACGACACCUAUCCUGCCAAGGGAUCAGCCAACUACAACGUUCCACCAGUGGACGGAGGAGCGGGUCAAUACUCUCCCUCGAAAGCAUGUGUCCAUCAACAUCACCCGACCCGACAGCAGCAGCCGCCCUCUCCGCAGCACACGCCGUGUGGAGACUUUAAGCUCUGCGGGUACGACGGUACUACGAUGAGCUGUGGUCCGCUAGGUGAUGAGUGUUUACCAAGCAGCACCGGUGGAAGUCCACUGACCGGCCGUACCGGAAAGGCGGACCUGUUUGGUGUGCUGGAGUUUUGGCUACAGCUACGCUACGACCUAUCGACGCUACCGUGGGAACAAUUGCAAACGAUCCAGCUCAAGAACCCCCGUGCCGCACCGGGCUGUGCGUACAUUCCGACAAAGGUGGAACACAUUGCCAACAUAGUCACGCACGGUACCUGGGUACUGCCGUCGAUGUAUGCCGCCCUCUACCUUUACGGGCGCAGCCACACGCCCGCCCAAACGCUUGCGGCCAUCAUCUAUGGGGCGGCCCUUUCGAUGCUGUUCUUUGUCUCGACCUGCUUCCACUGCGUCUGCUACUGUAACCACAAUCGGCCGCUGAAGGAUGCGCUGCAUCGAUGCGAUCGUGCGAUGAUCUACAUCUUCAUCGCCGGCUCGUACUAUCCGUGGCUCAGCCUGGGACAUACGACCCACCCGCAGAUAGUGUCCGUGGUAAAGUGGAGCGUUUGGGUGAUGGCCGUGCUCGGCAUUGUUUAUCAACAGAUGUACCACGAACGGUACAAGUGCCUGGAGACGUUCUUCUACGUGGUGAUCGGACUCGGCCCAUCGGUCGUGAUUGUGCUGUGGGGCCACGAGUUUACCGGUAUGGCCGAGCUAAAGUUUGGCGGCGUGCUGUACAUUAUCGGUAUCGUGUUCUUUAAGUCGGAUGGGCUAUUCCCUUUCGCGCACGCGAUCUGGCAUCUGUUUGUGGUGUUUGCCGCAUCCGUGCACUACUUUGCCAUCAUGACCUACCUGUUUCCGGACACGAGCAGCAUCGUUUCAUCCGCGGUGGAAGGUGCAGCGGCCGGUUAAACUGGCAAAAGGCGAUGUGGGUGGCUGGCUUUAUUCUUGUUCCCCUUUUCCUUCGUUUAUCUCACACUGUUUGUGUUCAAAGCCUUUUGAUUAGUUAGGUUUUAUUAAGUUUUGUACAGCGUAAUUGUAAGUAGACUUUCUUUUUGUGUGGGAGCGCGCUGGUGCGAUCCGCUACAGCUAAAAGAAGGUUAAACAGAGUGUAUACCAAGGCAAAGGAAGAGGACACACGUUUCCUAGAAACGAAAUGAUAUAUUUUUAACGCAACAUUUUGGUACCCAGUGUAGCCUGGGAACGUGUGGCUAGCGUGUGUAAUAGAGAAAGGAGUUUUGGAGGUGUUCAAGAGUGUGUAAGCUACUGGGUGUGUAGCUGUUGGAACCAUUUCCUCCCACCUUUUUUGGGUAAAAAUCAAACCUGCUCAAUUUACUUUUUCUAUCCUUACAAUUCAUAUUGUAUUGCAUAUUGUAUAAGCAUUUCUGUUUUUUGUUUCUGUCGCUUAUUUUGUACGCCUUUUUGGCUGGCAAUACUCAUGAAGCUGGUGAAAGAGGUUUUUGUUUUCGCUUAUACAAUUCUUUAAGUGCAACAAAAAGGUCGAAAAAGGCAUCUUAAAAUGAUAGAAUCGGUGACGGAAGUCAUUUCAUUGUAGGCAUAUUAGUGGUUUCUGUUUGUUGUCUUCUUGUUCUGUCUUAUUGUGAUACUUAGCAUGACUAAGAAAAGUUUAUAAUAUUUAAUUAGUUUACAGUUUCUUAAUUCCUGUCCCACUUCCCGGACCCUCCCCGGUUGAGGAAUUGAACAUAGAAAAUUAAUUAUUACGUUAUUAGUGGUACAAAACAGUUGUCAGUUGUGGCGACCCCUCCCCACAAUAUAGCAAGCAAGUUUAGUGCAACUCAAACCACCUAAAAAUUAAAUGGUCGAACAGAAAGAGCUGAAUGAUGUUCUUUGUAUAAGGUGCAAUGUUGUAACACAACAUCGACGGGUAGAUUUGAUAUUAACGUUGAGAGCGGCUGGACGCAUGGUUGGUGGCGAGCAUUGCUGCGUUAGAGUAAGCACACCCAUACAUAGAUGGUGAUGUGUAUCAAAACCAGUGGAAAAGAUAGAAGUCUGAAUUAUCGUUAGGCAAAAGGCUAUAUGGAUACAUUAACAUAUACCAAACACUAAAACAAAAACAACUCGAAGCCAAAACACAGUACCAUUUCGUAGUGGUUAGCUUCAUCAACUGACUUCUUCAUCCAUCUAACGAAUAAUCCAACAAAUGUCUCUCUUGAAUGCUACAUAAAAAAUACUCGAUAAUAGUAACAUUAAACCCACCUUAAUAGAGUAGAAUGGAAUAGAAAAAGGUUUUGUUGCGCUAAAUGCUGCAACAAAUUAAACAAACGAUCCCCCAUAUUUGCUCAGCUUAGAAAACAGAGAAAACAAACACACGUACAGGCACUAGUGGCAUAUCGGGUAAACAUUACAAACAAAACACUUGGAUGAAACAAAAAAUGAUAAGGAGGGAAUUGGGAAACAACUAAAUCAUUAGUAAAACAACCCAAAUUUGAUACAAAAAUAUCAAAAUGAUAAAUUCCACCCCAAUACCAAUGUAGCCCAUCGAUAAUUAAAUUAGAAAAAAAAAACAAACAAACAAUUAAAUAGGAAAUAGGGAAAAUGUUCCGAAAAGAGCCAAAUAAUUCUCGAAUUAAAAUAGUUUCUCGAUUGUGCAUAUUUCUUCCAGUCCAGUUGACAACAUAAGCUCACUUUACAGGGUUUUCCAGGGGUUUUCAUAGUUGUGGGACACUUCCAUGACUCUUUCCUAUUGGAAGUGAUCUUUAUAUAUUGGAAAUUGGACUCCAUGGUACCCGUUUUGGACAGGCUCCUUGGAAAUUCCUGCUAGAUUUAUUCAACAAGGGUGCUAUACAGUUCAAUUCCCAUUACAUUAAGUUUAUUUCUCGUAGGAAAGUAUCCCACAGCUAUGAGAACUCCUGGAAACCCCUGUAAAGAUCACUUUCAACUAGAAAACACGCUUGGUGUACACCGUACCGUACAGUACAGUUCAAUAGACAAUGCAAUAGGCCAACAUCCGCUGAGUAUAAACUGAUAAUAAAUGUUGAAACAAAUAGUUUGGAAUGAUAGUACGAACACAAAAA
Molecule: messenger RNA, 5211 nt
Organism: Anopheles gambiae (African malaria mosquito)
Lineage: Eukaryota; Metazoa; Arthropoda; Insecta; Diptera; Culicidae
Product: monocyte to macrophage differentiation factor
Exons: 4
Coding region: 1979-3088 (369 amino acids)
Cellular component (GO): membrane
Molecular function (GO): pore-forming activity
Source: RefSeq, a predicted model, not a curated record